ACGUCGAGAGCCGGACAGAAGUGGAAGGGACUUCUGAGAAGUCCUGACGGGGUGACGGGUUCUGGCUCUGAGACAGAGGCACCGGUGGAGGCACUCGACCUGGGAAGUACCAUUGCUUUUUGGCCCUGGCUGACCUUUAACCAUAAUCCUCCCAGUUUCUGCCUCCUGAGUACCUCGGAUUGCAGGUGUGAGCCAGUGCACCUGGCCUGACUCUUUAACAGAAGUCUAAGAAGUUGAGCUUGGGUCAACUUGGAUUAAAGUUAUCAAAGGAACACAAAAACCAGUAAUACCAGUUUACCUCUUGGACUCUUCUGCUAACACUCAUCUUUUCCUGGAAAAAUGAAUCAUUCCCACCAUAUGGGGACGCACGAUAUGGACCACAACAGUACCAUGUCACCUUCUCACUAUCACCCGACCACCUCAGCCUCACAUUCCCAUGGCAACAUGAUGAUGAUGAUGCCUAUGACAUUCUACUUUGGCUUUAAGAAUGUGGAAAUACUGUUUUCCGGCUUGGUGAUCAAUACACCUGGAGAGAUGGCUGGAGCUUUUGUGGCAGUAUUUUUACUUGCAAUGUUCUAUGAAGGACUCAAGAUAGCCCGAGAGAGUCUACUGCGUAAGUCACAAGUCAGCAUUCGCUACAAUUCCAUGCCUGUCCCAGGACCAAAUGGAACCAUCCUUAUGGAGACACACAAGACAGUUGGGCAGCAGAUGCUGAGCUUCCCGCACCUCCUGCAAACAGUACUGCAUAUCAUCCAAGUGGUCAUCAGCUACUUCCUCAUGCUCAUCUUCAUGACUUACAAUGGGUACCUCUGCAUUGCAGUGGCAGCAGGGGCCGGAACAGGAUACUUUCUCUUCAGCUGGAAGAAGGCAGUGGUAGUGGACAUCACAGAGCAUUGCCAUUAAUGUCAGACUUCAUGGUGUGGCCUUAUUGAUUGCAGUGGGAAGCAGUUUGAGACUGUAAGACAUAAUUCCAGCUCCAAUCAUCCCUUCUUGUUCCUGUCU
Messenger RNA from Castor canadensis (American beaver), 1002 nucleotides. RefSeq names its product solute carrier family 31 member 1 (gene Slc31a1). The record is from RefSeq and is a predicted model, not a curated record. Lineage: Eukaryota; Metazoa; Chordata; Mammalia; Rodentia; Castoridae. Gene Ontology annotation, molecular function: copper ion transmembrane transporter activity. Gene Ontology annotation, cellular component: membrane. Gene Ontology annotation, biological process: copper ion transmembrane transport.